UUAUAUAGAUUUGAUUGAUAUGCUCAGCAAAGAGCUGUUGCAGGAUGAACUUUAAUUCCGUUUGAGAUAUGCCUCCUCAAAGUGUGGUCUUGAAAAUCCGUUAUCCAUGCAAAGAAGCAGAGAGGAAUGCGAGAAUGCGUCUGACAUUUGAGAGUUGGCCGCAAAUCAAUGUAGAAAAAUAAUGGCCAAAGAUUCAAGAAAAGCUCCAGAAGCUGAGACAAAGAGAGAAUUUGGAGGACUAUACCGUCCAUUACUACAGCCCUUCUGAGCACCUGGAGUUGAGGGAUUCCAGUCUGGCAGACUUGCCGCAGUGGGUCGAUCCGAAUUCGCAAGAAGUCUCUGUGCCGCUGCGUUUUGUUCCGCCCAUUUUGCUGGAUGGCGCGGAUGGUGCGACUGCUUACGAUCUAUGUCGUUGUUUGGGUCGUGGAGGAUUUGGAGUGGUGUUUGAAGUCAGAGACCGAGUGACAAACACCCGCCUUGCACUGAAGAUGUCUUUGCCUCAUGAGAAGUCACGGCGAAGUAUGGAGAACGAAAUUGAGACUCUUCUUGGGCUGGACCACCCAAACAUCAUUCGACCUUUGGGCAAAGGUCAUGUAUUGGACGCUGAGCAUGGCCGCCUCCCUGCUUUCCUGAUGGAGUUGGGAAAGUAUUCCGUCGCGGCAUUGGAGACUGAACGCUACAAAAAAGCUGCUGCCAAAGCUGUGGUGAAGCAGGUGGCACCCGCCCUACUUUAUCUGUAUGACAAAGGUUUUGGGCAUAUGGACUUGACUCCUUCCAACAUUCUCGUGACCAAGGAGAGUGACUGCGGCGGCGAACUGCAGUUGGAAGUCAAACUGAUUGAUGCAGGUGGUGCUGGAGAGCUUGGAAAACAUGUUGUAACCCAAAAUACCAAGGAUUAUUCAAACCCUGUUUUGUUUCAGCACAAAGUGCAGCUUGAGGAUAGAAGUUCACACUGCUCCCAGCCUCCGAUAAGCUCCUGUCAAGACUUGUACAGUCUCAUCAAAACAGUGCGUGAACUCGCAGGUUCGCAUUUCAUCACGGUCCUGAACUUGUUGGACGACUUGAGCAGAGCCAAGAGAUUUGGAGACAACGAAGAUGCAGUCCUUGAGGGUGUGGAGUUCCAGCCGCAACAAGCACAGUUUCGAACAAUUUUCAGUCUGCGCAGAAAAGCGUUCAAAGUGGACACGGGACCUAGUACCCUGCAUCUGAGCAGCGAGUUUUUGCGAAACAAACUGGAUGAAACAGAAGGCGAGCUCAUCAUGAGCCAGGAGGCUUCAGGCAGUCAGGACAUUUUUCUGAAAUUUGCGUUGUUAGAGUUGAUGGCAAAGAAGAGAUUUUGGCCUGAGCAGUGGGAAGAUUUAGAGUUUGUUCUUGAAGCAGUGAAAGAGCAUGGGUGUGCUCUGAUGUUUGCAUCUGGGCAGCUUCGAAAUGACCGGCAGUUCGUAACGGAAGCUGUGCGGCAAAGAGGCUCAGCCCUUCAGUUUGUCUCAAAGGAUCUGCAGAGCGACAGGGAAAUUGUGUUGGAGGCAGUGCGACAGGACGGCACUGCGCUGCAGUUUGCUGCAAAGAACUUGCAUAGAGAUGGUGCUAUCGUGUGGGCAGCAGUUCAGCAAAAUGGUUCUGCACUUCAGUUUGCUUUUGAGGACUUGCAAAGUAACAGGAAGCUGGUGCAGGAAGCAGUUCGCAAGUCUGGCCGUGCCAUGCAGUUUGCCUCAAACAAAUUACAAAAUGACAGGCUGCUUGUGCUAGAAGCCGUUAGACAGAAUGGCUCUGCCCUACAGUUUGCUUCAAAGGUUUUGCAAAGUGACAGCUUGGUUGUGGAGACAGCAGUUCGCAGUUUCAACCCAUCGGUGCUUGAGUUUGCUUCAGACUUCAUGAGGCAAGUGGUGAAGCUGAAUGGUAAUGCCUUUGAAUUUGCCUCUGAGGCCCUGAAAGAAGAUCCCGAGGCUGUCUUGGAUGCAGUCAAUGAGCAUUACGCUACUUUGAGGUUUGCUUCGAAGGAUUUGCGAGAGGACAGGGACUUCAUCCUGGAAGCUGUUCGGUGGAACGGCUUUGCCCUUCGAUUUGCUUCACCAGAAAUUCAAAAUGAUAAAGAGGUGGUUCUGCGAGCGAUCGAGCAGCGAUUGCAGCAUGGUGACUCUAGUGAUCUAAGUGUCCUUGAUUUUGCCGGCGAAGAUGUGAGAAAUGACAGGGACGUAGUAUUGCAAGCACUUGAAGUCAAUGCCAGAGCCUUUCGGUUUGCACCACAGAACUUGCAAGGAGACAAAGAGGUUGCGCUCAAAGCCAUUCGUCAGCAAGGCUCGAUGCUGGAAUUGGCUUCUGAGAGCUUGCGGAGUGACAGGGAGGUGGUGCUAGAAGCCGUUCGACGCUAUGGCUCCGCUCUUCAGUUUGCUUCAGAGACCUUGCGGAGUGACAAGGAGGUGGUGCUGCAAGCACUUCGAGGCCAUGGCCACGCUCUUCAGUUUGCUUCAGUAGAUUUGAAAGCUGACAGGGAGGUUGUGCUGCAAGCAAUUCAACAUCAGCAGCCCUUGCGGCAUGCAGAAGGGGGAAAUGAGCGCUGGUGGCAUGCAGAAAGGGGCAAUGAUGUGCUUCAGUUUGCCUCACAAGACUUGCAAGGUGAUACGGAGCUUGUUCUGCAAGCAGCUGUACGAAACAUCACCGUGCUUACAUUUGCACCAGUGAAAUUGCUCGGUAACAAAGAGUUUAUGCUGCGAGUGGCUCGAAGCUGUUUCUUCUACAAGGUUUUCCACGGUGACCGGCAUGAGUUUUUUUCCCGUGGACGAUUUUCUGAUCGAUACGACCCAGCGUGGAACCAUAGAGGGUUUGAACAUCUCUUGAUGGAACAGCUGCAGGGAUUCCAAGGUGCUUUCGAUUUGCUUCGCCAUUUUCUUCAAUAUGCGUCGAGGGAUCUUCAAGAUGACAGGGAUUUCAUCCAGCGAGCAGCUGACAUUGCCAAGCAUUUUGCCACGACCGACUCGUGGCAUGAUGAACUGGAUCUAGUGCUGAAGGCAGUGCGCCCUGGUUUGCUUCUUGAAUUUGCGCCACAGAAAUGGCAAAACCACCAGGGGGUCGUGCUGGAAGCAGUUCGACAGAAUGGCUUUGCUCUUCAGUUUGCUUCAGAGGAUUUGAAGGCGGACAAGUUGAUCGUGCAUCAUGCAUAUCAGCAGAAUCGUGAUUCUUUGGAGUUUGCUUCAGCGGAAUUGCGUAGGACUUCGAAGAGACAACCAUGUGAGAUUUUGUAGCGUAAUUGUUUUUGCCAGGUUUCACAUAGUUUCACGAUGUUUCACAUUAGUGAUUAGAUUAGACCGGAGAGUUGACAAA
Molecule: messenger RNA, 3321 nt
Organism: Cladocopium goreaui
Lineage: Eukaryota; Dinophyceae; Suessiales; Symbiodiniaceae
Source: the annotation of a GenBank genome assembly